This is a messenger RNA of Aspergillus pseudonomiae, 880 nucleotides long. RefSeq names its product trimeric LpxA-like protein. The record is from RefSeq and is a predicted model, not a curated record. Gene Ontology annotation, molecular function: acetyltransferase activity. Bases 300 to 812 code for a protein of 170 amino acids. The transcript has 3 exons. Lineage: Eukaryota; Fungi; Ascomycota; Eurotiomycetes; Eurotiales; Aspergillaceae.
CAUUUAAGUAAAGAAAGUGAAAACGCCAAGAGCGCCAAGAGCUGCAGGGCUACAAGCUAGCUCACUUUAGGUUAGAUCAAUCACUACGCUAACUCCAAGUGACUGCCUUACUUUCCUAAUACAGUAAAAGUGUCAACCUGCACUCACUGCCGAUUUGAGCAAUUCUUCCAACCCGGUCAAGUCCGAUCCUCGGUGGAGUAUCCUCUGCAUAAUAAUAUAGAUAUAAGGACAUCCCUACGUUAGACAAACCUUGAUUCUCAUCACCUACACCUCUCUACCACCGACAUUAUACAGUCACGAUGACCACCUCCAAAGAAUGGCAGAAAAUGCUCAGUGGCGAGCUAUACUGGGCCUGGGACGAGGAUCUACAAGCCAACCGCGAACGAUGCAAAUUAGCAUGUCAGCAGUUCAACGAAGCCGGACAAGUAUCUAGACGGCGCAGGGUGGAACUAUGGAGAGAUAUAAUUGGGGAUACCCGUCCUCUCCCACCCCCUCUCGCGGAUGCCAAAGAAGACGAAGAUCAAUUCAAAGAUACAGACCCCUUCGUCGACCCCCCAAUCACAGUCGACCACGGUCUCAAUUUCAAGGUCGGAAAAGGGACAUUCCUCAACUUCAACUUGAUCGUCCUGGAUACCUGUCUUGUGACAAUCGGGGAACGCGUCCUAUUCGGCCCCAAUGUUAGCAUCUAUGGUGCCACGCACCCGAUGGAUCCUGCUGUGCGACGCGGGCUCGAGGGCCCGGAGGCGGGGAAGGAAGUGCAUAUUGAAGAUGAUGUUUGGAUUGGCGGGAGUGAUUAUUUUGGCGGGUGUUAGGGUUGGACGGGGGAGUACGGUUGGUGCUGGGAGCGUUGUUACCAGGGAUGUGCCACCUUUUCACUUCG